Molecule: messenger RNA, 288 nt
Organism: Miscanthus lutarioriparius
Lineage: Eukaryota; Viridiplantae; Streptophyta; Magnoliopsida; Poales; Poaceae
Source: the annotation of a GenBank genome assembly
AUGGCUUAUCCAUUGACAGCCUUGGCUUUUGCAAUGUUGUUCUGGGCAACCGUCACCGAGGGACUUCACCGCAGCAAGAACAUCCACCACGACAUGAAUUACCAGUGCCCUACUGCAAAGACCGGCCUGUUUGGUGUCGCUGCUUUCCUUGCCCUUGAUGCCUCUCUCUUCUGGCUUGUUUGCCAGAUGCUGGUCCUCAAUGCAAGGGCUGACUACCUGGACGAGGAUGACAACAAGGGCGAAUAUGGCCAGGUUUAUGCUGCUGAAGUCGAUGGCUCGAAGGUCUGA